Trichoplax adhaerens is the source of this 1230-nucleotide messenger RNA. RefSeq lists its product as uncharacterized. The coding region runs from base 1 to 1230 and encodes 409 amino acids. The record is from RefSeq and is a predicted model, not a curated record. Lineage: Eukaryota; Metazoa; Placozoa; Uniplacotomia; Trichoplacea; Trichoplacidae. Gene Ontology annotation, molecular function: amino acid kinase activity. The transcript is spliced from 5 exons.
AUGCAUUUAGAUUCAGGUUCAGAUUCAGGUACAGAUUCAGGAAGUGAUUCAAGCUCAGAUUCAAGUACAAACUUCACUGCAGAUUCAAGCCAUGAUUCAAGCUCUGAUUCUGAUUCUGAUUCUCAACGACCGCCGCCUCUUUCAAAUACAAAGAUCAAAUCCAUGCUAGAAAUAAUGGUUGGAGUUCAGCCUCAAGUUAUCAUCGAUAUUAAAGAGUUACAAAGCUUUGUUGACAGAAAUUAUUUAAUUAAGAUAAAUUAUAGUGGUAUGUUAGAGUCUGCCUUUGCAGCUGAUAAUACUUCAGCAGACGAAGAAUCAAGUACGAUAGUGCAGGAUAAUGCCAGUCAACGUUAUGUCUUGAAAAUUUUAAAUAGUAGUGAUAGCCGAAAUAUCAAUACAGCACUCGCUAGAUUACACGCCAUGAAAUAUUUGUAUUCUCUUGGUAUUAAGUGUUGCAAUCCAAUGACAUUAUUAGACGGUGAGCUGACGCUCAAAUUACACCUACCAGUGCAGGAAGUGGAUGAUGCUGAUGAUAGAGAAACUACUAGAGAGUAUAUUGCUUACUUAAUGAAUUAUGUAGAAGGUGAAAUACUGUCCAAAGUUGAGCCAAACCUUGAUAUAUUUUGCAAAGUUGGAAAAUAUGCGGCUGUCCUAGAUGGGCAUUUGCAGUCUUUUUCAGACGAUCAUUUAAAGAAUUACCACGAGGUUCCAAACCUACGAACAGCAGUCAUUCACAAUGAUCUAAACGAUGAUAAUCUUUUGAUAAAAUUAAAUACGCAUACAAAUUCAUAUGAUAUUGCUGGAGUCAUCGAUUUCGGCGAUGUUGACCACACGACAUUAAUUUUUGAAUUAGCAAUUUUAAUCAUUCACAUGAUGGUUACAUGUAAUGAUAAUCCUAUCGAAUUGGCUGGACAUAUUAUCUCAAGUUAUCAUUCAGUGUUACCGUUGACUAAAGUAGAAUAUAAUGGAUUAUACAUGGUGGCGCUGGCUAGAUUAGUUCAAGUAAUUGUGCUAUCAGAGUACGAGCAUAAACAUAGCCCCGAUAACGACUAUGUCAUGUAUCAAUAUGAUGCGUUUUGGUCACUACUAAGCAUCAUAUGGGAUGAAUGCGCGCGAAUAUGCUACGUGAAUGAGUUACAAAAAAGUUCAUUUGUCGAGAAAUUACGUUGUAAUUUAAUAAUAUUUCAAGCUCCGUAUAUUUUAGUCUUUGGUGAUAAACUAAGAGAUUGA